Messenger RNA from Salarias fasciatus (jewelled blenny), 4150 nucleotides. RefSeq names its product immunoglobulin mu DNA binding protein 2 (gene ighmbp2). Gene Ontology annotation, cellular component: nucleus; cytoplasm. The transcript is spliced from 16 exons. The coding region runs from base 145 to 3126 and encodes 993 amino acids. Gene Ontology annotation, molecular function: RNA binding; ATP hydrolysis activity; DNA binding. NCBI's taxonomy places the organism in Eukaryota, Metazoa, Chordata, Actinopteri, Blenniiformes, Blenniidae. The record is from RefSeq and is a predicted model, not a curated record.
CUAUGGGUGACGAAGAAGACAAAAUGCUCUCACAAACUCCUAGAAAGCACCGCUGGAACCUUUAAUUAAUCUAUAAGGAUGUUUUUUCGGACAUCUGUCGAUAUCCGUUCACUCAUCUCACGCUCACGGUCUUCAUAGAAAACAAUGGCGUUGGAAAAAUUUGUGGCUACGACUCUUGAGCUUCUGCAGGAGGAGCGAGAGGCUGAAAUCGAGGAGAACAGGCUUUGGCAGGAGAACGUCUCUCCUAAAGAUCUUCAAAAUAAAGGAGUAUGCCUGCUGAAGCUGCAGAUAGGAAGCCAGUCCACUGGCCUGUACGGCCGCACCGUCCUCGUCCUUGAACCAAGAAAGCACCUGGGCUUCUCCUCUCUGCCGAGCAACAGCUUCGGACCAGGUGAUAUUGCUGGCUUGUAUGACACUGCUGGAUGCACGGCGGCCUCACAGAUCACCACAGGGAUCGUGACCCGGGUCAGCCAAACAUCUGUGAGCGUGGCCUUUGACGAGCUGAAGGAUGGGUUUAGUUUUGAUACGGAUGCUCAAUACAACCUCUUAAAGUUGGCGAAUGAUGUGACAUACAAGCGGAUGAAACAGGCCUUGAAUGCAUUAAAUGGAUACAACAAUGGACCUGCUGCCAAUCUGAUAAAUGUUCUGUUUGGAGACUCAAAACCUUCCUGUCAAUCACAGCCGAAUAAGGUUGAAUUUUUGAAUUUAAACCUGGACGAUUCCCAAAAAGAAGCCGUGUCCUUUGCGCUGUCGCAGAGAGAGCUGGCUGUGAUUCACGGCCCUCCGGGGACGGGGAAAACCACCACCGUGGUGGAGAUCAUUCUGCAAGCUGUCAAACAAGGCCAAAAGGUCCUCUGCUGUGCGCCGUCAAACGUGGCGGUGGAUAAUUUAGUGGAGCGGCUGGCUCGGUGCAAGGCGAAGGUCCUGCGGCUCGGCCACCCCGCCAGGCUGCUGGAGUCCAUACAGAAACAUUCACUGGAUGCCAUCCUCGCCCAGAGCGACAACGCGGGCAUCAUCGCCGACAUCCGUAAAGACAUCGACAAAGCCUUUACUGGGAUGAAGAAGGGACACGCAAAAGGAGAGCGUGGGAACCUCAAACGAGAACUCGGGGAGCUGAGAAAGGAGCUAAAGACCAGGGAAGCGACGGCCAUCAGCCAGAUCCUGAAAAGUGCAGAUGUGGUGUUGUCAACAAACACAGGUGCUUGUGUUGACGGUCCUCUGAAGUUCCUGCCGGCCGAGCAUUUCGACUGGGUGGUGAUAGACGAGUGCGCCCAGGCGCUGGAGAGCAGCUGCUGGAUCGCUCUGCUCAGAGCACGCAAGUGCAUUCUGGCCGGAGACUACAAGCAGCUACCGCCCACCAUCAAAUCUCAAAAGGCUGCGUCUAAAGGCCUGUCCCUCAGCCUCAUGGAGAGACUCAUCCAGAUGUACGGAGACUCGGUGGUCCGGAUGCUGACAGUCCAGUACCGCAUGAACGGCGCCAUCAUGGAGUGGGCGUCCAAAGAGAUGUACCAGGGGAAGCUGACCGCUCACAGCUCUGUGGAGGGACAUCUGCUAAAAGAUCUACCCGGAGUUGCCUCCACUGAAGAAACCAGCGUGCCGCUUCUUCUUAUCGACACGGCCGGGUGCGGUCUGAGUGAGAUGGAGGUUGCAGACGAGCAGUCCAAGGGAAACCAAGGGGAGGUCGAUAUUGUCGAAUUACACAUAAAGGCUUUAACUGAAGCCGGACUCAAAGCGAAAGACAUCGCUGUUAUUGCUCCGUACAAUCUACAAGUGGAUCUUCUGCGUCAGAAGCUUUCUGCACGGCACCCGGAGCUGGAGAUAAAGUCGGUGGAUGGAUUCCAGGGCAGAGAAAAGGAAGCCGUUGUGUUGUCAUUAGUUCGGUCCAAUAGAAGAGGCGAAGUUGGAUUUCUGGCCGAGGACCGGAGGAUCAACGUCGCCGUCACUCGCGCGAGGCGUCACGUCGCUGUGGUGUGCGACACCCAGACGGUUCAGAACCAUCCUUUCCUCAAAUCGCUGGUCAGUCACAUGACGGAGUUUGGCGAGGUCAGGACAGCGUUCGAGUACAUUCAAGACAUCGCGCCGCAGAACUACACCCGCGACCACAAAGACGGAAAGGCCGCACCUGCCGCGACCUCCACCUCCAAGCAGAAGGCUCGAGAUCAGCCUGCUGCUAAGGUGAAGCACGGGCAGAAGAAAAGAGGGAGCAGCGGUCAGGAAAGCGGCGCUGGUUCAGAGAAGCAGACAAAGUCCUGCACGUCAAAGCAGGAGGAGAACAGGAGCAGGUACGCAGAGAUCAGGGAGCAGGUGGAGAACUUCAUUAAAGACUCGAGUCGGCACCAACUGCAGUUUCCGCCGUCGUUCAACUCUCACGAUCGCCUGCUGGUGCAUCAGGUCGCUGAGGAGCUGGGUCUCGUUCACGAGAGCAAAGGAGAGGGAAACAGCAGGUGUAUCACCGUCUCCAGGCCUGUGGCGUCAAAACCCACCGAGAAGCCGGAACAAGAAGAAGAAAAAGAAGAAGAAAAACAAGCUCAAGCUCAGGAGAAAGAAACAGUCCAGCUUCCACAAGACGACCCAGUGUCAGUGUCCAGUCAGCUUCCACUAGAUCUGAAAAGUUUACAUUUGGAGAGAAUGAAGAGAGAGCAGCAGAAAAGAGAAGAACAUGCAAAACAAAAGAAAGCUGUAAACAACGUUCCUCCAGUUCAGGGCCAGACGACAAAGAAGGCUAAAGGGAAGAACCGAGUGAAGGCGGGGCCCUGCGACAUCGCCGCCGCCGCUGCUCCAGACGACGACUUCGACUCGCUGAUCAACGCCGUCAUCAAAGCUGAGGGAGUUUGUAGUUUUGUCAAGUGCAAAGCGUCGGUGCUGACGCUCGGACAGCUGUGCAUCUUCUGCAACAGGCAGUAUUGUCUCAGCCAUCAUAUACCAGAGGUUCACGGUUGUGGCGAUAAGGCGAAAUCUCACGCCCGAAUGAGGAUAAGCAAAGAGGGCGUCCUCUAUGCUGGAAGUGGGAAGAAGGACAAAUCCAUGGACCCCAAUAAGAAAGCUUAUUUACAAAGAAAGCUGGACUCUAAGCUCAAAGACAUGGCUUCACAGAGGAAACCGAAGAACAAAGAACAGGACACUUAAUGUCUUCAAAUCCACUCUGGACCUAAACACAUCUGAAAGCGUUGAUCUUUAAUCAGUGAUGCUCCUCUGAUUUUCUCUCACGUCACAGGGAAAGCAUCUCCAGUUUGAAGGUUUUGUUGUGGAAUUUGCAUGUAUUUUCUCCUGGUACUCUUUUCUCAUGCCACAGGCCAGUGGAGUCGCUGCUCUCAAUCGACCAGAUGUUUGAAAUAAAGUGUGAGUGUCGCAAUUUCACCCAUUGUAAGCUGAUAUCAAUGUGAACAUCACAUGUACCUGAGUUCAACAAAGCUGUCAAAAAGAUUAAAAAAAAAACUUGAUUCCCAUUUUUAUUUAAAUACAAAAAAAACAACAAUAAGAAACCAUUUAUUUUCUGAAGAAGAAACUUCUGAGUGAUUUCAGACUAAAUUAAAAAAAAAAAAACAUUUUAAAAGUUCCAGGCUUGUCGAGUAACUUUCAUACAGUUGUGGUUAAAAGUUUACUUACUCUUGUAAAGGGCAUCUUUGACCUCUUCUUGACAGAAUUGGUGCAGUUCAGCUAAAAUUGUUGGCUUUCUGAUAUGGACUUGUUUGUUCGACAUUGUCCACAUGUUCCCAAUGUGGUUUAAGUCAGGAUAUUGAGAAGGCCAAACUAAAACCUUAAUUCUAGCCUGAUUUAGCCAUUCCAUAACCACUUUCGAUGAGUGUUUGGGGAACCCAAGACCCAAACUUUGGAAUGAUGAUUUGAGGUUAUCUUUAAGAAUUUGAAGGCAAUCUUCUUUCUUCAUCAUCUCAUUUACUCUGUAAAGCAUCAGUUCGACUGGCAGUGAAAAGGCCCCACAGCAUGAUGCUACCACCUCCAUGCUUGACGGAAGGUGUGGUGUUCUUGGGGUAAAAGGCCUCGCUGUUUCUCAUGCUGUGAAGCUCAUUUCACUGACACAACUUUCUGAGUCACCAAAAUUGUAAAAUCAUGUUGCUGUAUGUAUAUUUUUUACCCAGCAGAUUUGGUCACUUUUUCUGUUAGCCCAUUAUAAAGUCAUAAAAGAACCAAA